Messenger RNA from Botrytis deweyae, 420 nucleotides. RefSeq lists its product as uncharacterized. The coding region runs from base 1 to 420 and encodes 139 amino acids. NCBI's taxonomy places the organism in Eukaryota, Fungi, Ascomycota, Leotiomycetes, Helotiales, Sclerotiniaceae. The transcript has a single exon. The record is from RefSeq and is a predicted model, not a curated record.
AUGGCGAAACGGAUAUCUCACUUCGAGGCUUUUGAUCUCGCGCGUGCAGGGCAGGUAGAGGGAGUUCGAGGGACGCAAGGGAAGAUGGUUAGAGAUGGGAAUGUGAGAGGAGAUAAAAAGAGAAAAUCAAAACGAAGAUGGGAUUGGGAUUUAGAGAAAGGAGAUGCUGAGGCAAAAGAAGAAGAAGAAAACGAAUGGACGACGAAAGGGGAGAUGGCGAAGGGAUGGGAUUUUGAGGGAGAGGAGAUGAGGCAGGGAAGGAGAUUGGGGGUUGCGGAGGAGAGUAGGUGGUUACAUUGUGCGGGGAGGGAUGGAGAUGAUAAUCGGGAGGAUGGGAUGAGAUUUGGGAGUGAAGAUGGGGGAGAGGAUGGGAGGGAGGAGUGGUAUGAGAUUCAGAUGGAUAAGGAGCUUGAUGGUUGA